Molecule: messenger RNA, 3672 nt
Organism: Fundulus heteroclitus (mummichog)
Lineage: Eukaryota; Metazoa; Chordata; Actinopteri; Cyprinodontiformes; Fundulidae
Gene: gaa2
Product: lysosomal alpha-glucosidase
Exons: 21
Coding region: 574-3492 (972 amino acids)
Biological process (GO): carbohydrate metabolic process
Molecular function (GO): carbohydrate binding; alpha-1,4-glucosidase activity
Source: RefSeq, a predicted model, not a curated record
AAAGUGGUGUUUGCAUGUGGAAAUUAUAGUUUUACAGAGAGUUAAUAAGAAGCAGGCUACUACGAACUGGCCCUCGUCAUUCUGAAGUCCUAAACUUUUUAUUUUGGAAUCCCGACUUCUCCAACUGGAAAGCUUUUUACUCGCGUUUACCUCAGCCCAGCUCCUGUUUUUGUUUUCCGGGCCAAAUGGAAUGCAACAUAUGACCUACUCAACGGCUGAAUUCGGCUCGAACUGUAUGAAACAUUUCAUACAGAUAACAUCCCUUUAAAACGAUCACCUAUUCGUCAGUAUAUAAAUCGAAACAAUUAUAUUUAAGCUAAGGACAUGGUUUUCCCUUUUUAAUUUCCAAAGGAAGACAUUUUCGUAGGAACAUAAACCGGAAGUAAAAAAUAUUCCGAGGGUUCUUGAAUGCGGCUCACAGAUAAACAGACUUACAGCAUGCAGAGAGACGACAGGGUUAUUAGCACUGAGUAACACAUUGUUAUGCUAGCAUUUGUUUAAAAGACAGGCUGCCUUGUCUGCUGUAGUUUCUGCCUUUAAAGCUCGGAGGAGGUUAAGACUCACAUUACCAGAAUGGUGUCUUACAAGAGGCUGAAUCCAGAAAACGUUCAGUUUUCAGGGGCAGUUUUAUCAGAAGAACAUCAUCGUCCAGUUCAAGAAGAUGUGGCCGUGCCACAGCCCGACAACACCUCACUGCUUCCCCGAAGGCUGUCAUGCUCAAUCACCAAAGCUGUUUUAGUACUCGCCUGCCUGCUGCUGCUCCUCUUUGGAGGCUGGCUGCUCCACACCAUACACUGGCUACGCAGCACAUCUGGCCAGGCACACAGACCACCGCCGCCAGCGCCAGGGCAGGCUUCAGGCCCAGUAUUACAAGCAGAAAUAAACAACACCGUGACUGCUGCGCGCGCCAAAGCUUGCAGUGUAACCCCGGAGGCGUGGAGGUUCGAUUGCUACCCUGAAAGGGGGGUGGUUGUGAACCGGGAGUUGUGCGAGGCAAGGAACUGCUGCUUUAUCCCUGCUUCUAGCUCCACUAGAGGUAAAUCUAGGAAAAAUGGGAUCCCGUGGUGUUUCUAUCCUCCCGAUUUCCCCUCGUACGCUUUGGUGUCACUGAAUGACACGUCGGUGGGACUGAAAGGUACGCUUGUGAAAGAUGUGAAGACUUACUACCCCGGAGACAUCCUUACUCUAGAGGUGGAGAUACGACAUGAAACAGAAACGCGUCUGCGUGUCAGGAUAACGGACCCUUCAAGUUCACGCUUUGAGGUUCCGAUCUCCGUGCCCACUGCCACAAAGAAGGCAGAAAAUCCCCAGUACAUCGUAGAGAUUUCUAAGCAGCCUUUUGGUCUCACUGUAAAGAGGAAAUCUACUGGAACUGUGCUCCUGAACACCACUGUGGCUCCACUCUUAUAUGCUGAUCAGUUCCUCCAGUUUUCCACCGCCUUGCCCACUCCGUUCAUUUAUGGCCUGGGUGAACACCGCUCCAACUUUUUACACAACGUUGAGUGGAACACGCUCACCAUGUGGGCCAGAGAUGUUCCCCCUAUGGAACGGACGAACCUGUAUGGGGCACAUCCAUUUUAUCUGGUGAUGGAGAACGGCGGCGAUGCACAUGGCUUCUUCCUGCUGAACAGCAAUGCAAUGGAUGUGGUCCUUCAGCCUGGCCCCGCCCUGACCUGGCGCACCAUCGGAGGGAUCCUCGACUUUUAUGUGUUCCUUGGUCCCGAUCCGGGUUCAGUCAUUGAGCAGUAUGUGGAUGUAAUAGGACAUCCAGCCAUGCCCAUCUACUGGGCUUUAGGAUACCACCUCUGUCGUUGGGGCUACAAGACCAGUGAUGCCACCUGGGAAGUUGUCAGGAACAUGAGGGAUAAUGGAAUACCACAGGAUGUUCAGUGGAAUGAUAUUGACUACAUGGACAAUGCAAAGGACUUCACUUUUGACCCAACAAACUUCAACACCCUUCCCGAUCUUAUCAAAGACCUGCACUCUCACAACCAGACCUACGUCAUAAUCAUGGAUCCAGGAAUCAGCAGCACACAGCCGGAGGGCUCAUACUGGCCUUUUGACGAGGGGUUGAAGAGAGGAGUUUUUAUAAAGGACGCUGCAGGAAAAACACUUAUUGGGAAGGUGUGGCCCGGGCCGACAGCAUUUCCAGAUUUCUCUAAUGAGGCGACACAUGAAUGGUGGUAUGAAAACCUGCAGAGGUUUCAUGAGAAGGUGCCAUUCGAUGGAUUGUGGAUUGACAUGAACGAACCUUCAAACUUUGUGGAUGGAUCUACUGAUGGCUGUCCGAGAAGUAGUCUGGAAAAUCCACCUUAUACACCAGGUGUGCUGGGAGGUUUGCUGAGAUCUAAGACUGUGUGUGCUACUGCACAACAGAAACUGUCGACUCAUUAUAAUUUGCACAGCCUUUAUGGACUCAUGGAAGCCAAAGCCACCGCAAGUGCCCUGAAGAGGAUUUUGGCAAAGAGACCAUUUAUAAUCUCCCGCUCCACGUUCCCCAGUCAGGGGUUGUACUCGGGCCACUGGCUAGGAGACAACAGGAGCCAGUGGAAGGACCUUUACACUUCCAUCGCAGGUAUGCUGACCUUUAACCUUCUGGGUAUCCCGUUGGUGGGAGCAGACAUCUGUGGCUUCAGUGAGGAACCGCAGGAGGAGCUGUGUGUCCGCUGGACUCAGCUGGGAGCUUUUUAUCCCUUCGCAAGAAACCACAAUUCCCUCGACAUAGAGCCUCAGGAUCCGACAGCUUUCAGCCCGCUGGCGCGUACCGCCAUGAAACAGGCCCUGCUGCUGCGUUACUCCUUCUUCCCGUUCCUCUACACCCUCUUUCAUCACGCUCACGUCAAAGGACUCACCGUCGCUCGGCCGCUCAUGUUUGAGUUUCCCAAAGAUGGCAAAACAUACGGCAUUGACAGACAGUUUCUCUGGGGGAGCGGCCUAUUAGUGACUCCAGUGCUGGAGCCUGGAGUCGACCAUGUGGACGGAUACUUCCCAGAAGGUCUGUGGUACGACUACUACACGGGCGACUCGGUGAGGAGCAAAGGGGAAGAACUUCGUAUGAGUGCACCGCUGGAUAAAAUCAACCUGCAUCUGCGUCAGGGCUCGGUUAUACCAACACAGGAGCCCAAGCUGACUCUGAGGACCAGCAGCGCCCAGCCUCUCCAUCUGGUCUCGGCUCUUUCCGACGACGGCUCGGCCAGCGGAGAUCUGUUCUGGGACGACGGAGAGACCGUCGACAGCUACGAGGCGGAGCAGUACACAUACGUCGUGUUCAACGUCUCCCAGAACCUGAUGACGUCCCAGGUGGUUCACAGCAACCAGGAAGGCUCCUUCAUGACGGUGGACUCGGCCUCGUUCUACGGGGUCAGGGACAAGCCAAGCAGAGUCCUGGUGAAUUCCCAGGAGGUCCCGUUCAGCUACGCAGAAAACAAGGUCUUAUCAGUGCCACACCUGGGUCUCAGUCUCAUUCAGAACUUCACCAUCAGCUGGAUGUAGUGACCGUAUUAGGUGGUUUUAUUUGCAGCCGGACACAGAAUAUAGCGUUUUACCCUUUUGGCUUUUCAAUCCAAGACACUGGAUGCAAAAAAAAUGCAAAGAGCCUCUAUCUGUGACACUUCCUUGCUGAGUUACUGCCUUUAAAGCGCAGGGUUUUAUUUUAGCUUUCUGCUUGAAAAC